UACUUCCCCUUAUCGAUACACUCAACAUUUUACUUCAUUUCGGAAUAUAUAUCUGUAGUGGAAACACGUGGAUUAUUUUGUUAUGAAUUCUUUGUCUAAAAGUUCAGCUUAAUUAUAAGAUAUCAUGGAGUUAUUAAUUUAAAAUGUUUCAUUUGAAAUAUCCGCGUUUUCGCGGAUUUUUCGCCUGGGAUGAAUUGGGAUGUCUUUCAAGGGCCCUUGGGUUUCCAGUGGAUAUAUUCAAGAACAACCUUACAGAGGAGGUCAAUGCUGAAGAGAAUGGACUAUCCCUACAGGAGACCAUUAAAGUUCUGGACUACAAGCUGCUAUAUAAGGCAUUACACCUGACACAGAAUCUCCAUACAGCUGACUGGAACUGUUGUGUCUUCCGCAGAUGUGUUGGCUUCCUCGACUUCAGAGCUCUUAAAUAUGAAGACAUCAACAAUGCCAGGGUGGCUUAUCAAGCAUACGAAGCAGGUGACAUGAAAGGAAUGUUACUGAGUGAGCAUGUCCUCAUGAGGACUUUAAAGAUGUGCAAUAAAACAAUUUCACCAAUGAAGUUAAUGCACAGAAUCAAGCACAGCCAGAAUGGGUAUGAUGAACCAGGGAGGAUACAACUGUAUGAGUUUCUGGACCUUCUUCUAUGGGCUGAUGGUUACAAGGCAUACAUUCCAGAUGAAACAUAUGGACAUUUUGAAAUGGAAGAUGAACUUUUCAAGUUGACAGAUUUUGACAAGCUUCUAUCUCACCAUGAUCACAGAGUAGCCAAUCAUCUAGAUGCUCAGUAUCUGAAAGAAGAAUGGGAAUUCCCAGAGGUUAGAUACAAGGACACCAAGUUCAAAGAUGCGGCUGUGAUAUGUGGGGAUUCCAGAGUAGAAAUGGACACAUGUCUGUCUGACUAUUACUUACUAAGGAAAAUGUCCACGACAAACCACCAGAAACAAAGUUACCGUCAUCUGAGGUCGGAAGUAGGUCGCUCGGAGAAGACGGUACACUGUGCAAAAGGAGGCUUUGUUCGUGAACGACCUGUCACUGCACCAAAUAUCGGAAUGUAUAGUCGGCGAGAAAUUGAAGAAUUAAAGAGGAAGCAGUCAAUGCGCGCACAGAGCGCCAUCUACCAGAAGCUACAGGGGCUUCUUAGACAUGCCUAUCAUAGUAAAAGUAAAAAUAAAGGUAUAGAACCAGUCGAUAUGUCAGACAGGCCAGUAUUAGCAGACUACAAACCUAGUCAAAUACCACAAGUUGUGUCCGAGUCUGAUCUAAAGGAAACUGUCGAACACUGGGAACAACUUCUCUUUGACAUUGAAACAGAGGAAGGAAGAUACGAGAUUGCCAUGGAUACAGAGAUGGAACAUUAUAUUCCAAAUUUCAAACAGAGAAAAGAAGAAAUGGGGAGAGCAAAGACAGCACAGUCACAAGCAGCUCCUCACAUCAGAAAGAAAAAGUCAGCUUCCCCCAGUAGACAGAAGAACCGAUACGAGGAUUCAGUCAGUGCCCUUGCCUACCCGACUCCAAGACUCCCACCGUCACAUUCUAGGAAAUGUGACGCAAGAGAAAAAUUGGAAAGGUUACAAAAUAUGUUCCGAGGUUGGUAUGCAGCCCGUUCAAAGAAAGGUCCACACUAUGUCCUUAUGUCUCCAUAUUUCCACGAUUCUCCAAAGGGUCAGCUGUUCCGAAAACUUGCACAGAUGUCUGAUGAAGAAGUCAAGAAUAUCCAUGGAAAUUUCCUCUACCGAAAAACAAAAUCGAGUGAAAUUGACCAGCGUCCAGUUACCGCCCCUGCUGUCAUGACGAUGGAAGAAUACAGGGUGAAAAUGGAACAGAACGCUGCAUUGUUAAAGGGUCGUGACUCAAGGAAUUCUAGAGUGUCAUCUGGUUAUGGAAGUACAGAUGACAACAUAGAAAAAGAUUUGCCUACACCUACCUCAAAACUGCACGUGGAUUUUAAAACUGAAGAAAAAUAUGAAGGCAUUCAAGAAAACGAAAAAGUGAACAGUCCCGUUCCAGCUGAAAAUGAAGAUGUGUUUGAAAAUAUGAAUGAAUCUAGGGAUAGUUUUGAAAGUGACAAAAUUAAAAUGAUGGCUGCUGAAAAACAAACAGGAAAAGCAGGAAGACCGAGAGCAAUAUCAGCUUAUGAACAGAGACAAGAUAAGUUAAAAAGUAGCGGAGAUGAAGUGUACCUAAGGGGACAGGAAGGGCGUUAUCCAAGAUCUAAAUCAGCUGCAGGUGAUAAUCGAACUGAAGCUAUUGAAGAUGUGGCCCCAAUGCCAUAUAUGGACCAUAGUAAACCAAAAAUUGUUUCAGUUGGUAGCAUUGGAAAGAUAUCUCUCCUAGAAAGCAUAUCUGAAGCAAAAUUCUGGGAAGACUUGGCAUUAGAACAACAAAGGGAAAAGAACAAACAGAGUUCUGAAAUCGUAACCAAGUCAGAAAAAGAAGACAGCGGUACUGAAAGUAUAGGAGAUGAAGCUGCAGAUGAUGUGUAUAUUGAAGAGAAAAUUUCUAGUCACUCAAAGAAGAACAAUAAUAAUAGUAAAAUAAAAUCCGAUCAAAACAUUGGAGAAAGUGAUAUUCUUUCCUUGAUUUUAGAAGACGAGAAAAAUCGAAGAAAAAGGCAGAGGAGCUACCAGAAAAAGUCAAGGUUUGAUUAUUCCACAGUUAAGUCAUGGAGUACAGGGUCUGGCAGUUCCAGGGCUUCAAGGAUUGGUUCCUCUAACAGCAGAAGUUCUGCCUCCUCCAGAUCAAGAAGUGGAACACCUGGAGAAAAUGUGAAAGAACAUUGUUCCUCACCAGAUGCACACAAGACUGAAAGUUCAGACCAAAAUACUAAUCAAGUACCUCUAAAAUCUGAAGACAAAACUUCUACUGUUAAAAAAAGAGUUGUUGUGAAGGAUCAUCAGGAAACAAGCAGAGCUAGAAUGAAACCUGCAGCCAGUAAAUAUGAUCGAUUAGUAAAAAGAUUGGGAGAUGAUAUCUCACCAUAUAUGAGACAGCAAAUGUUGAAAAUGUCUGCUUGAUUCUUGAUGAGAGAAGGAUAUGUAUGGUUCACUGCCAACUAUUUGAUAGCUUUGUUUUUUUCAUGAGAUAUUAAUGAAAUUCAUAAGUCACUGAAUUAAAUUUAAUGCUGUAAGAAGAAUACUUUCAGCUGUAUUCCCCAGUGCAAAUGUUCCCCAAGGGAUGUUGCAUUUUGCAAAGCAGGGGCAGUUUUAAGGGAUAAAAAAAAUAAGAGACAUCUAUUAGGGGAUGUGUUUAUACAGGAAAAUGUGAUGUAUUCUAUUUGUACAGUCUCUGAUUUUAAAAAAAGCAAAUGUUUGCAUCACAGAGUCUAAGAAACUAGUGCAUAUUUAUGUAGAUAUGAAAACCAGAAUCAGUGCAUCUGGAUGGCUUUUUCAUAAUAAUUAAAUGGAUCACCUGGCAAAAUUAGAAUUUUAUAUUUUCCAUGAAAAACAACAUAAGGUAUGAAAUACUAUUGUGUAUAAAUUUCUGAUGAAAAAUAGACAGAUUGGAUAGGUUCUUUUAUUUCUACCAAUGUGUAAAUUUCGUAUCAAUAAUCAUGUACACUAUAAUAUAAAUGCAUAAUCUGUAGUACUGCAGAAUUAUAUUUUUCCUAAAUUAUAUGAACUUAUUUGGAUGACAUUCAUUAAUCUAUGACUUAUGUUAUAUUCAUUUUCAAGCUGCACAUUUUUUGUCCACUACCAUAGGGCUUUCAUCUGAUUGUCCCAAUUUAAUAUUUUUUGAAAAUUUUGCUGUGAUUCCUAAAUCUUGUAUAACUCUGCUAUGUUUACUUUAGUCAGAAGUGAAACUUGUAUUCCUAAAUCAGACAGUUUUCCCUCUCCUCAAAAAAUCUCUGUCCACUUUCUUAAACAGAAUUGAAAUUUAUCUUUUGCAAGGAAUUAAUGGUAUUUUUUGGUUAACUAGAUUUUUUGUUGUUUUAUUGUAUUUUUUGCAGAUUGCUUGUUAUUUUUAAUGGGCUUCGAUUCUUGAAAAACUUGUUUAGUUUCUCAAGUAUCUGACAAAUUGCCAGUAUCAUAAUUCAUAAAGUUCUAUUUCAUUUCAUUUGUAAGAUUUCAAUGCCUCAUCAGUAACAAUAAAUUGUUGCUAGCUACAUUCUUGACAACUGAUUUAUGGCAAUUUUCCUUUGUUUUUGUAAUCUCUACAAACGUAAGAGAAGCCAAAUAAGUGAUAAAUUUUCUAUUUCAGCUUUAGUAUAUAAUGAUUUAUUUCUUUCAAUGGUAUUUUUUUAUUUUUGUUUGUCUAUGUUUGGGUGCUAUUAUAUAAUAUCUGUGAUACAUCUAGGUCUUCAUGUUGUUGGUUUGCCAAUAAAAAAAAGGCAUAAGAAGUCAUUCUGUAUUUACUUUAAAAUGUGAAAACAAGAGAUUUUUAGUAAAACUGAUAUUGUAUAUAGAAUAUGGUCAUGUUAAGAGCAGAAUUUAUUCACCUUUUUCAUCUUCAUGACACACACCUUAGACUUAGCAUGCUGGACAUGAUUAUGUCUCCCCCAGGAGACAUAUUGUUUUUGCCCUGUCCGUCCGUCCGUCCGUCUGUCCGUCCGUCCGUACGUCACACUUCAUUUCCGAGCAAUAACUGGAGAACCAUUUGACCUAGAACCUUCAAACUUCAUAGGGUUGUAGGGCUGCUGGAGUAGACGACCCCUAUUGUUUUUGGGGUCACUCCUUCAAAGGUCAAGGUCACAGGGGCCUGAACAUUGAAAACCAUUUCCGAUCAAUAACUAGAGAACCACUUGACACAGAAUGUUGAAACUUCAUAGGAUGAUUGGCCAUGAAGAGUAGAUGACCCCUAUUGAUUUUGGGGUCACUCCAUCAAAGGGCCUGAACAUUGAAAACCAUUUCCAAUCAAUAACUAGAGAACCACUUGACCCAGAAUGUUGAAACUUCAUAGGAUGAUUGGUCAUGAAGAGUAGAUGACCCUUAUUGAUUUUUGGGUCACUCCGUCAAAGGUCAAGGUCACAGGGGCCUGAACAUUGAAAACCAUUUCCGAUCAAUAACUAGAGAACCACUUGACACAGAAUGUUGAAACUUCAUAGGAUGAUUGAUCAUGAAGAGUAGAUGACCCCUAUUGAUUUUGGGGUCACUCCGUCAAAGGUCAAGGUCACAGGGGCCUGAACAUUGAAAACCAUUUCCGAUCAAUAACUAGAGAACCACUUGACCCAGAAUGUUGAAACUUCAUAGGAUGAUUGUACAUGCAAAGUAGAUGACUUCUAUCGAUUUUGGGGUCACUCCAUUAAAGGUCAAGGUCACAGGGGCCUGAACAUUGAAAACCAUUUCCGGUCAGUAACUUGAGAACCACUUGACCCAGAAUGUUGAAACUUAAUAGGAUGAUUGGUCAUGCAGAGUAGAUGACCCCUAACGAUUUUGGGGUCACUCUGUUAAAGGUCAAGGCCACAGGGGCCUGAACAUGGAAAACCAUUUCCAAUCAAUAACUUGAGAUCCACUUGACCAAGAAUGUUGAAACUUCAUAGGAUGAUUGUUCAUGCAGAGUAAAUGACCCCUAUUGUUUUUGGGGUCACUCCGUCAAAGGUCAGGGUCACAGAGGCCUGAACAUUGAUAACCAGUUCCUAUCAAUAACUUGAGAACCACUUGACCCAGAAUGUUGAAUCUUCAUAGGAUGAUUGGACAUGCAGAGUAGAUGACCCCUAUUUAUUUUGAGGUCACUUGAUCAAAGGUCAAGGUCACAGGAGCCUGAACAGUGACUUGAGAACCACUAGGCCAAGAGUGUUGAAAUUUAGCGGGUUGACUGGACAUGCCAAGUAGAUGAUCCCUAUUGCAGCCAACCAUCAGUGUCUCUUUGACUUUCGCUCCUGACCCCUAUUGACUUCUUGCCUAUAGGACUUUGCAUUGGGGGAGACAUGCGCUUUUUUACAAAAGCAUUUUCUAGUUAAUUCUGCCUUUGCGACCAGUGUAGAUCAUCAUUAGGUCAGCUUGCACAACCAUGCAGUCUGAUCAUGAUCUGCACUGUUCGCUAUUCAGCCAGUAUCUUUUUGGUAAGCACCCCUUUUAACAGUGAUGGUACUGUCCAAAUUGAAAGUUGGAGAAGUUUGUUAUAGAAAUUUAGCAGGGUAAGAGUUAAAAAGCUGGACAAAGUACAGGACUUGUUCUCAAGUAGAUCAUACAGCAGUUCAUUUAAAUACUUCACUUUCAAAGAUGUAUCUGUCUGUAAAUUUGUGUUGUAUCCUUGCGCAAGAUUUCAGUCACACACAAAUGCACCAAAAUUGCAGUUGAAAACCUACAUUGGACAUAGUCAAAACAAUAACAUUCACGGGGGACAGAUUUUCACACAUUCUGUGAUUGAGCAGAUGUAGAAGUUAAAUCCAAAAGAAUGCGUAAAAUACCAGUUCAUUUUAUGUUUAGAUGUUGGAUUCAUUUUCCCAGGAAGUAGCAAUUUUGGACAAAACCACAAAAUUUCAGGUUAAGCAAAAACCACAAUAUUUCAUGUUCACAAAAUUGAUUUUUUAUUGUUUUACUGCUUACCUUUAUACUCCUUAACAGACAUUAUGGAGAUAGAUUCCUGACCUUCAAAACCUAAAGACAACGUAAUGAAAGCUGUGUUUCAUUUCUGGAUACUGGUAUUUGGAUUUUGUGGAUCAACCUUGCAAAACACAAAAUUUCCAAUAAUUAAACCUUCAAAUCUAGGUCUUGGUUUGUUUCUAUGUUUAAAUGUAUGAAUAUAGAUGGAUAAAAUUCAUUACAGUUUCGAUAGGAAACUGCUUUCUGCUGGUUUUACUUUUUAAUCAAUGUAUUAUAUAUACUACAUGGAAGUUUAUGUGACCUGCAAGUUUGACAAUGUGUGAUAGAUGCUUAGCAACCUGUUAAAUGUACCAGUAUGUGUACGGUUACUAACAAGUUCUAGAGAAUGUGUGAAUACUGUAGGCGAUUUGCCAAUCCCAAUUUGUUCAUUAUUUAUACCUAUUGCAUGUCUCCCUGCAUGAUCUCACUGUUCCUUAGUCUAACAAAAAAUCAUUUAAUAACUAGUCACUAUCUGUAAUUAGUACCAUUUCAUGUCAUACGGCGUGCUUUUUGUUGAAGAGUUUAUUUCAGUAACAUGUAAAUGACACUUUAAAUAUACAGUCAGAAGUAAGGUUGCCAUGGAGACCAUUUACCCUGUCUGGUGUAUAAACCUAGGAUUGCUGGAUUGCUUACAGGAUUGUGCUUCGGAAUUUGUUUCUGAUCCAAUUCUUGUUCCAUGAAAAUGUUGGUAAAACUGUGGUUUCUGUAUAGUACUAGUAUUUGACCUAGAUUUUUUCAUCCACUAUAACUCGGUAUCUAACUCGUCCAGGACUUGGACCAAAACUGUUUUUUACAGCAGAAGUUUGGAUGCCAGACAUCACAUUAACAACUUAUAUCUCACCGUAAAACUUCACUUCAGGUAAACUUAAAACCAAGUAACAGAGGAAGAACAUAGUAACAACUACAAAUAAACUGUUUUUAAAUAGCUUUAUUUAUCCAAAAGAUUGGGAUGACAUCAUAAAAACUGGAAAUGUGCAAGAAUACAAAAACUGUUACCAUACAAAGUUUAGCCACUAUUUGAAGUGCAUGUUGUAAAACUACAAGGCAAGUUAAAGACGAUCAAACAAUCUUUGGACAAGGUUUCAGCUUCUAUAAUUUUCUGAAAUAACAGAACUUUAUUCAGAUAACAAUCUCCAGACAUUGCAGAAAUACUGUCCCAGCAGGAGAAAAAACUUACAUGGAAAAUGAUUUUCCUCCAUUGGAAAGAGAUUCCAGGAUUUUUUUUUAAGUCCUAAAAAAGUUGUGAUUUCAAUUCUUGUAUGUGUAACAGUAAGUUUAGUAAAUCUCGUACGAAACUGUAAACGUCAAAUUUGUCGAAUUAAUCUAUCCACUUCUAGCUAUAUUGUGAACUCUACUUGUUUGAAACUUCUGAUAUACGUCUUAUUGAACAUGUAUAGGUAAACUGUGUGAACAUCCUAACAUUCUGAAAU
Messenger RNA from Mercenaria mercenaria, 7948 nucleotides. RefSeq lists its product as uncharacterized. The record is from RefSeq and is a predicted model, not a curated record. Lineage: Eukaryota; Metazoa; Mollusca; Bivalvia; Venerida; Veneridae. The coding region runs from base 144 to 3011 and encodes 955 amino acids. The transcript is spliced from 15 exons.